CGUUUGAACCGACACGUGGAUCAACCUUGACACAGCAUUGCUGUUUUUACUUAUUGACUGCACAGUGGUUGUGCAUUUGACGCCAUUUAGCCACAGAUACCUCACAUCUUGAGUACCGUAUUGCAGAAUAUCCUGUAUUUCGCACUUUACGCGUCACUCUACGUGUGGUUAAAUCUAUAAUUUGGAUUAUCGUUUCAGAUUUCUUUUGGGAGAAAUUCACAACAUGUAUAUAUUUUUUUUGGACUGCUGCUGGUGUAAUUCAGUGUCAAUUAUAAAGUGCUUUUCCUCAAGUCGUGUUCUGCUUCUUCGCUCUACCCUGCGUGCUUGAUCUGUAUAAUUGUUUGUGUUGUUCUAUUACAGCUGUAUGGCUGAAGAGAAAGUAAAAGUUGGGUGUCGUGUUAAAAUAACAUCGAGAUCAGUUUUUGGGACCGUUGCUUUUGUCGGAGUAACACAAUUCUCACCAGGAAAAUGGGUGGGUAUAAUACUAGACGAGCCCAAAGGGAAGAACAACGGCACGGUUCAGGGGGAACGCUACUUUAUAUGUGAGGAAAAUUUUGGGAUAUUUGUGCGCCCAUCUCAGCUUACUCUUCUAGAUGGUCCGGAAAGAUCAGACGUGAUGAAGUUAUCCUCAUCUAGCGUUGUUUCCGAAUCAGGUGCCACUUCAGAAUCAAAGGAAGUUACAAAACUUGCUGGUUCGACAUCUUCGUUGUCUGUAGGAUUGAAAACUCCUGAGACAGUUAAAGCGGGUGCAGUAUCAGUCGGUGUUGAAGGCGGUCCAACUCUCUUACAGUUUAAAAAUCUUGAACAACAAAAUGAACGAAUGAAAGGAGCACUGGUCAAGCUACGUGAUUUGGUUAAUCAAGAUAAAUCGGAAAUUUCAGCUUUAACUAAACAG
Molecule: messenger RNA, 895 nt
Organism: Trichobilharzia szidati
Lineage: Eukaryota; Metazoa; Platyhelminthes; Trematoda; Strigeidida; Schistosomatidae
Source: the annotation of a GenBank genome assembly